Messenger RNA from Paramisgurnus dabryanus, 2332 nucleotides. The record is from RefSeq and is a predicted model, not a curated record. NCBI's taxonomy places the organism in Eukaryota, Metazoa, Chordata, Actinopteri, Cypriniformes, Cobitidae.
GGGGGUGGGCAGUUUUGACAGUAACCCAAGCCAGUACAAACAGACCAAAUAUCCACAGCUACUCUUCAGUCAGAGAGUGAAUGAGCAUCUGGUUGUACGUUGAUUUUGAAUUGGCAAAGAGAUAUCCAGAAAAGCGCCUUUUUUUAUUUAGUCUGAAGUUAUUAAAAGUCUGGGAUGAACUUUGCUCUGGGCUUUAAAGCAGCGAUGGGAGACGCCAGUUCAGUCGUGAACCUAGAGAAGCAGCUCAUUUGUCCCAUAUGUCUGGAGAUAUUCACCAAACCUGUGAUCAUUUUACCCUGUCAGCACAAUCUCUGCAGGAAGUGUGCCAAUGAUGUUUAUCAGGCCUCCAACCCUCUUUGGCAAGACCGUGGAUCUACAACUGUGUCCUCAGGAGGACGUUUCCGCUGCCCAUCAUGCCGUCAUGAGGUGGUUUUAGACCGGCAUGGUGUAUAUGGCCUACAGAGGAAUCUUCUUGUGGAGAAUAUCAUUGAUAUCUACAAAUCAGAGACCAGCAGGCCGCUCCCGCCCAAAACAGAGCAACAACAGUUGAUGUGUGACCAGCACGAGGAGGAGAAGAUCAACGUCUACUGCCUUACCUGUGAGAUGCCCACCUGCUCCAUGUGUAAGGUGUUUGGAGGUCACAAGGACUGUGAGGUGGCCCCGCUGCAGGUCAUCUAUAAGAGACAGAAGACGGAGCUAAGUGAUGCAAUAGCCAUCUUAGUGGCCGGAAAUGACAGAGUACAAGCGCUGAUCUCACAGAUGGAAGAUAUUUGUAGGAACGUUAAGGAUAACAGUCGGCAGCAGAUGCAGCAUAUCUCUGAUAAAUUUGAUGAACUUUAUGCCAUCCUGGAAGAGCGUAAAAGGGAUCUAAUGGAACGUAUAUGCAAUGAGCAAGACCAAAAACUGGGUCACGUACGCGGUCUCAUCCGUCGCCACGGAGACCAUUUGGAGAUGUCUGUUAAACUGGUGGAGACAGCCAUCCAGUCCAUGGAGGAACCUCAGAUGGCUGUGUUCCUACAGAGUGCGAAGGAAGUGUUCAAAAAAAUCACAGACACUGCCAAGGACUCCAACAUUGAGCGGACGGAGGUCGGCUAUGAGAGCAUGGCCCACUUCACCGUCCACACAGAGGAUGUGGCCGACGUGCUGAGAUCCAUCGACUUCCAAACAGGUGAAGAUUUGAAAGACAGUCCAGAUGAAGUUCUUAAAGACCUGACCACCUCGACCGCUCAUCAGAGUGGUGAAUCAGGGAGACCCUAACUUAUUUAGUCCUAACUGAGGGGGUCCCUCAAUGCUAAUAGGACGUCCAGGACCACCCCAGCCCCCCACUUCAAUUCGAACACUGAAUUUAAGUAGCAUUUGCUCAACAACUUUCCAGUUUGUUGACAGGUGGUUAUGCUGUCUUGCAAGUUUAUACCCACCUGUACACUCGUUCUCUAAAUAACCAUUCUUUCUACUUUACUUUAAAGGUCAGAAAGCACACUUACGAGGGCAAGCGGGGGCCGAGACAGAAUGUAGCUUCUUCUCUGCCCUUUUGCUGAUCUAUUAGGACCAUGUGUCCGUAGAGUAAAACCAGUGUUGGGAACAGUAGUAAAUCGCAGUGGCAGGCCCUCCGAAUCCAUUUCCAUGGUUUUUAGUCUUCUUCCCAUGAUCCACCCGCCCCCACUUGGGUUCAAGCCAUGAAUCUACUUCUACCCAUUACUUAAUAACUGCUCAAGCUAUAUGCCACCAGCCAAGAUAUAUGGCAAUGAGAAUAUAUGACAUGAUGUAUGUGCUCACACACGGCGACCUUGUCAGUUAUGCUGUCAGCCUGCUGAUGAAUUCAUAGACUCAAAUGAGUGAUGCAGCGAUGGAGCGUUCGGUCUCUGUAUACGCACAACAACUCCACACAUGGAGCGCGCGGCCGCUUCAAAUCAGGAUGGAUUUUAUUUUGAGGCAGCGGUGCGUCACAAGCUGACGUAUCAGCCUUCACAUAAUUUAAGGUCGUAAUUCUUCCUAGAAUAAACAGAUUUUGUUGGGUGUCACAAAACAGGUUGGAGAGACAAUUUGCUGGAUGAGAUGCCCUCGGUGUUCACCAUGGACUUGUUUAGCAUUAAGCUUGAGCUUGAAAUAUAUCAGCUCGUCUUUAUUUAUGUCAAGGCAUACGUGGCAAAAGAUAGAAACGGUUUUAGGAUACAGUACCGGUGCGCUUUUAUAAAAAAAAUGAACAGUGAGGGUUGGAGUCAAAGAAGAUUCAUGCCAAUGCAAGACACGGUGUGCCCAUUUGCCCCUUUUUAUUCUAUAUAUAGAAACAAUAUAUGGGAUUAGAGCAGACCUAUAUUUUGUUUAUUAUAUU